AUGGCGAUGGUGAUGGCGCGGGCGGAGAACGCGCGCGCGCUGCUGCAGCCGAACGACGAGGAGGACGAGGCGUUCUUGGCCAAGGCGCGGGAAAACCGCGCGCAGAGGAUACAGAGCGAGGUGGCGAAGGAGAAAAAGUACGUCAACGAUACGGGGUAUAAACAAGACGAACCGACCGCGAAGGUGCAGUUGGCGGUGUAUAAAUUGUCGAAGAGCGGCGCGCAAAUCGCGAGCGGGAACCUGAGCGACGCGGCGAGCGAACUCGGCAAGGGGGAUUGGGUGACCUACGCCGUCGACGGCGCCAAGGCGUUGAACGCGUCGAGCGAUGGAAGCGAUUUCGCGUCGAGCGUCAAGGCGCUCGAAAAGGCGUGUGAGAACGGUGACGACGCCGCGGCGAAGUCGGCGUAUCGCGCGAGCGCCGAGGCGUUAAAGGCGCUCGCCGCGAGCGCGGGCGUCGCCGACAAGCUGCGAUUGUUGUGA
Molecule: messenger RNA, 480 nt
Organism: Ostreococcus lucimarinus CCE9901
Lineage: Eukaryota; Viridiplantae; Chlorophyta; Mamiellophyceae; Mamiellales; Bathycoccaceae
Exons: 1
Coding region: 1-480 (159 amino acids)
Biological process (GO): photosystem II repair
Source: RefSeq, a predicted model, not a curated record